Molecule: messenger RNA, 1543 nt
Organism: Leptinotarsa decemlineata (Colorado potato beetle)
Lineage: Eukaryota; Metazoa; Arthropoda; Insecta; Coleoptera; Chrysomelidae
Biological process (GO): sister chromatid cohesion; replication-born double-strand break repair via sister chromatid exchange
Cellular component (GO): cohesin complex
Molecular function (GO): chromatin binding; protein binding
Source: RefSeq, a predicted model, not a curated record
CUUUAACCUCUUCCUCACCAUCAACUCCCGCCCAAGUUAUGGAAGUAGUUGCACUUGUUCAUGCUGGUAGAGGUGAAUUCCUGGAUAAAGUUCCAGAAGUUGCUGAUGUGCCCAGAUUUCCUGAAAUGGAAAUAGAACGAGUUCCUGAAAUCGAAACUCCUGGGCAGCAGCCCAUUCCUAUGGAAAUUGUGGAACCAGAAGCUCCUGCAAUAGCGGCUAUAGAAAAACAUCUACCAACAGCAGAGAUUACUCCUGCUAUUUCAACAACUGAAGAGGGGCCUAUCAUUUCUGACAUUCCUAAAAAAGUUGAUGUACCAAAAGAAAGACCAGUGCUUCAGGAAAUCCAAUCUCUUGCUGAACCUGUUGAAGAAUUGAGAGAACAAAUUGCAAAAUUAAGAGAGCCUAGAAAGAAAGCAGAGGAUGCAAGAAAAAAGGCUGGACGAGCUGUAGACAAGUUGUUCCUUAAAAAUAAAAGAAAGGGUUUUGUUCGUAUCAACAGAUGCAAUGAGAAUGAAGGCCGCUUUGUUGAUCAGUCCUAUAGAUUACCGACUGAAUUCAGAAAUGUUCACAAUGAAAUUUUGUACAACAUAUUCUGGUUCGAGGAAGAAGUCGACGGUGUUAGGGACGAAGUUAGAGCUGGUUCAUCUGUCAGGAGUAGUUCACUUAGAACCUCACUAGCCUUAGCUAGAACACCUAGUCGUCUUACAAGAUCUACCCUGGAAAAAGACUUAACUGACUCAUUGAGACGUCCUUUGUCUGAAACUGAAACACCACAAAAAGAAAUGCCAUCAUUGGGAAUGGGUGAAGUACUAAUAGGUUCGGAAGAAAGACCAAGACAACUGCCAAUUGAAGAACCACCUGUUCCAGUUCGUCCCCCAAGCAGGGAGAAAACGAGUAUACUAGAACAAGAGCCAUUAACGGUCACCAUUGGUGAAGAACCACCAGUGGUACAACCAUCUGUCCCAGAAUUUUCAAUGGAAGGCGUGGCACCUACCGAGGAAGUUUCUGUACCAUUGGAAAUUGUACCAACAGUGAGGGAAGAGUUAGUCCCCUCUGUACAGGAGCUACCCCCACCAACUGAGAAACUUUUAACUCCCACAGCAGAAAAAAAAGAAACCACGAGAAUUCCCAAGUCACCAGCAUCAGACUAUAGACUGAGGCAGCAAAAAAUUGUUGGGUGCAUCAAAACAUGGAAUUUUACUGAAAGAUUUCCUACAAUCGAAGAUAUAUGUGAAAAACCUAUGACAAAAAUAAACAUGGCUAGAGCUUUCAGUGAUUUACUGGUUUUGUCCGCAAAAAAGUACCUAAUUUUAUGUUCUGAGGGUGUAUCAACAGAACUAAAAUAUAUUAAGAAGGGUCCAAGGCUGGAGUAAGAUUUGGGUUUGAAUUUGAAACUUCUUUGAAGUACUGUUUUUUUACUGUAUAUUUCAUAGUUUUAUUUCUGAGAUUCAAAAAUCUCUUAGUUUGUAGGAUCAAAUUUUAUAGCUGAACGUUUAGUGUUGUAUUUAAGUUUUAAAAAGUAAUGAAGUGUUUUGAGCAGAAA